Molecule: messenger RNA, 1025 nt
Organism: Labrus mixtus (cuckoo wrasse)
Lineage: Eukaryota; Metazoa; Chordata; Actinopteri; Labriformes; Labridae
Gene: apobec2a
Product: apolipoprotein B mRNA editing enzyme, catalytic polypeptide-like 2a
Exons: 4
Coding region: 154-879 (241 amino acids)
Biological process (GO): cytidine to uridine editing
Cellular component (GO): cytoplasm; nucleus
Molecular function (GO): cytidine deaminase activity; RNA binding
Source: RefSeq, a predicted model, not a curated record
AAACUCUUUCACCCGCUCACAUUCCCCCCCCCACGCUCACCCACACUCUCUUUCUCUCUCUCUGUCUCGUCCCUCUGUCAGUUUUAGUGCAGCUCUCUCUCUGUGUCUACUCUGUUCACUUCUUUAUCUCCACACAGACGUUCUGAACUCAUAAUGUCCGAUAAAAGUCGUUCUGUAACAAAGAGGAAGGAGAAGAAAGAGAAGGAGUCAGCUGAAGUGGUGAAGGAGGUGAGGAAUGAAGGAGAUAAGGAUGGAGGAGAAGUGUCUUCUGAGGCUGCAACGAGUAACGGAGAGAAUGGAGAACUUCAGGUGGAACCGAUGGAACUUCCUCCGUUUGAAAUCAUUGCUGGAGACCGGAUCGAACCUUUCGUCUUUAAGUUCCAGUUUAAGAACGUGGAGUACUCGUCAGGCCGUAAUAAGACGUUCCUGUGUUACCUGGUGGACAGAGGAGACAUGGCUGAUGGGCUGCUGAGAGGAUAUCUGGAGGAUGAACACACAGGACCUCAUGUGGAGGAGGCCUUCUUCACACAGUGUAUUCCUCACUAUGACCCAGCUCUCAAAUACACUGUGACCUGGUAUGUGUCGUCCAGUCCGUGCUCUGCUUGUGCAGCGAAGAUCGCUGAGGUGUUAAAAGUGAGGAAAAACAUCAAACUGAGCGUGUUCGCUGCUCGUCUGUUUGAGUGGGAGGAGUCAGAGAUCCAAGACGGACUGAAAAUGCUGCACGCUGCCGGCUGUAAGCUGAGAGUGAUGAAGCCUCUGGACUUCUCGUACACCUGGGAUACGUUUGUGGAGAACGAAGAAGAACCUCUGAACCUGUGGGAGGACUGCAAAGACAACUAUGAGUUUUACCAGGAGAAGCUGGCCGACAUUUUACAGUGACCACAGACUCCACCAUCAGUGGUCACCAUAGCAUCUUCAAAGAGGACUCCUGUUGAUAUAAUGAUAGUUCUAAUUAAAUGUUUUAAACCUCAUGGUGCAAAUUGAUCUGCAACUCCUUUUAAUUAACUGUUUUUGUUUUUACUUCA